Molecule: messenger RNA, 1884 nt
Organism: Cyprinus carpio (common carp)
Lineage: Eukaryota; Metazoa; Chordata; Actinopteri; Cypriniformes; Cyprinidae
Product: semaphorin-7A-like
Biological process (GO): negative chemotaxis; positive regulation of ERK1 and ERK2 cascade; integrin-mediated signaling pathway
Molecular function (GO): chemorepellent activity; integrin binding; semaphorin receptor binding
Source: RefSeq, a predicted model, not a curated record
ACACACUCACACACACACGCAAGAUUGUGAGGAAGUUUACUGUAAACUGAAGUCUGACGAACACUGUCAUGAGCGCUCGAGCUGAGAUGGACUGGACGUCGUUUUGUGCGCUGUUCAUAUGCGUUUCAUAUGUUAGUUCAACAAAACUACAUGAAGCAGCUCGAGUGAAGGUCACAAAUGAAGGUAUAACCAGGUUCUCUUUUAAAGACAAUAAUAUUAGUUUGGUGAAGCUCGUCAGCACCUCUGGUAAUAAAACCAUCUGGGUCGGAGGACACAAGGUCCUCUAUUCCAUCAGCCCAACACAAGCCCCCGAACCCUGUCAGGUGGAAGUGGAUCUUUGUCAGGACGAAAGCAAAGAUUCAGACAACCCUCAUUGUUUAAACCGGAUCUCUCUGCUCAGAGAAGGCGUGGAUGGAAAUCUCCUGUUCAUUUGUAGAUCUCGUGAUGGAAAUGCACGGUGCUGUAACGUGAUCUCCAAUUAUUCUCUGAAUGACUGCUUCACGUCAGAACAUUAUGAGCCGGAUAUUAAUGAGCCGUCAUUACUUAUUGGUAAUAUGCUGUACUUCACCAAGUCUGAGAAGGGAUUGUACAGGAUAAACAAGGAGGACAGAAAUGACAUCAUUUGGUCUCAGACGUUUCCAGAGGGGCUAACAUACCUGAAGCUGAUCGUUGGGAAAGGACUACACAAAGACAAAGUGUAUUCCUUCUUCGCAGAGAAGCACAGAGACGGUGAGCACUGGAUUCCGCGAGUCUCUCAGAGCUGCAUGAACGACAGAGGCGGGUCCAAGAGUCUGCUUCAGAGCAGCUGGACGUCUAUGAUUUUCACCAGUCUGUCCUGUGGGAGAGGAUAUGAAUUCACUCAGAUGAUCGAUGUGGCCACACUAGACACAGACGACGACACCAAGAUUUAUGUGCUCUUCAGAAAUUAUUGGAACAUGAGCGCUGUGUGCGUUUAUAACAUGUCUGAAAUCAGCAAGCUCUUCAGUUCCUCUGAAUUCAACUCCACCGACGUUCCUAAGAACCACCGGCCUGGAACGUGUGUGGAGGACAGUACUCGUCUGCCCAGUGAUGUUCUGGGGUUUAUGAAGAAUCGUCCAGAGAUGAAGGAUUGGGUGAAGCCAGAAAACAUCUCCCUGUUGUUCAGACACCGCCAUUACACUCAUAUACAGGUGGACCGGGUAGGAGACCAGAACGUCAUGCUUCUGUCUCUAGAAAGCGGAGGGGUUCAUAAAGUGCUGGUAAAAGAGCCUGUUUUUGUGAUUGCGGAGUAUCUGCCAUUUCCACGAGGGACGCACAUCACCAGCAUGCUGCUGGACGCUUCGGAGAAGCGUCUGUAUGUGAGUUCCAGUAAUGAGGUCGUUCAGAUUGACCUACAGAGAUGUCAUGAUUAUGGAAAUGAGUGUCACCAAUGCAGUUUAUCUCAAGACCCCUACUGCGUUUGGGACGGUUUGAGCUGCACUUCUAGAGCAAAAAGCCACGUCCAGAAUUCCAUGAGCUGCAGUGAGCUUAAAGCUGCACCAUCCAAGACUGAAAUCCAACUGAAGACACCAGUGACCCAUGUCCCUCCAUACUCCAACCACUUCUUGCUCUGUCCAAUGAUGUCAUACCACGCCACAUACCAAUGGUACCACGGUAAAACACGUGAGGAUUGCGUUGACUCUGAGCUGGGCUGUUUGUACCUCAUUGACAGCAUGAAUAAGACUCACGAAGGGGAGUACAGGUGUGAGUCUUCAGAGGAAGGCUAUACUAGGACAGUCAGGCAAUACAAGCUCAGCAUGAGCCACUCAGAAGCGCUCCGUCUCACUCCUGCGCUCUUACUGCUGCUCACAGCCUCUCAUGGCCUAAUACUCCACUUUUGAAGAUAUUACCUUGAAGUUCACAGGU